AUGUCCGCGGUCGCAGCAGACACCGCAUACCAGGCGCGCUCAUUGUACCGUUCGCUCCUGCGCCAGGCCCGUCAGUUUGCUGCCUACAACUUCCGCGAGUACGCGUUACGUCGGACGAAAGAUGCUUUCCGCGAAAACCAGCGCCUGACCGAUUCGCGGGAGAUACAAGAUGCCAUAUCAAACGGCUUGAAGGAGUUGCAGUCUCUGAAGAGACAAACUGUCAUCAGUCAGUUCUACCAGCUUGACCGGUUAGUAGUAGAAGGUGGUAAGACCGGCAAGCAAACUGGUGGAGAGGGCGGGAUUGUCAGGCAGAAGGAUACAGGCUGGGACUAA
Lasiodiplodia theobromae is the source of this 333-nucleotide messenger RNA. RefSeq names its product Iron-sulfur cluster biosynthesis protein isd11 protein. Bases 1 to 333 code for a protein of 110 amino acids. Gene Ontology annotation, biological process: iron-sulfur cluster assembly. The transcript has 4 exons. NCBI's taxonomy places the organism in Eukaryota, Fungi, Ascomycota, Dothideomycetes, Botryosphaeriales, Botryosphaeriaceae. Gene Ontology annotation, cellular component: L-cysteine desulfurase complex; mitochondrion. The record is from RefSeq and is a predicted model, not a curated record.